Molecule: messenger RNA, 1129 nt
Organism: Stegostoma tigrinum
Lineage: Eukaryota; Metazoa; Chordata; Chondrichthyes; Orectolobiformes; Stegostomatidae
Gene: psmd8
Product: proteasome 26S subunit, non-ATPase 8
Exons: 5
Coding region: 45-602 (185 amino acids)
Biological process (GO): proteasome-mediated ubiquitin-dependent protein catabolic process
Cellular component (GO): nucleus; proteasome regulatory particle, lid subcomplex; proteasome regulatory particle
Source: RefSeq, a predicted model, not a curated record
UCGGUUGCCGUGGGAGAUUGCCGUCAGUGAGUUGCGGAGUCACCAUGGCCGGGCCCCUGGAGCAGGCGGUGUCGAUGCUGGAGCAGCUCCGCAGCGAAUGGAGCCGCAAGAACCCGAACCUCCGCAAGUGCGAGGAUCUGCUCGGGAAACUCAAGGUGGCUCUGCUGGAACUGAACUUUUUACCUACGUCAGGCUCCAAGCUGACCAAACGACAGCUCAUUCUGGCCCGCCCCAGUGAAUCGCAUGGCACUUCUGGGCCCCUCCACAAUGGUAGGGAGUUCCCACUGCAGUACUACAUCUAUACUUCUGUGCAGAUCCAUGCCCUAAUUCCCCUGCAGACAAUAAAGAUUAGGGACGAAAUUGCCGGCUGCAUUGAGAAGGCUUAUGAGAAUAUAUUAUUCAACGAAGCUUCAAGGACGCUGUUUUUCACCACACCCAAGAAAAUGACAGAAUAUGCCAAGAAGCGUGGCUGGCUCCUGGGUCCUGAUAACUAUUACUCAUUUACCAGUCAGCAACAGAAACCGGAGGAGGUCACAAUCCCAUCCACAGAACUGGCCAAGCAAGUCAUUGAAUAUGCCAGGCAUCUAGAAAUGAUUGUCUAAUAGUGAGAGAAAGGACUGUUUUUGGGCUUGGGGGAGCUGGUUGGGAGGGGAGGGGUGGCUUUUUCUUUUUUUCCCCCCGGUUUGUGAUUGGGAGGUAUGUCUGGUUUGGGAUGUGGAAGAGAGCCCUUGGAUCUGCUCCAGCCUGAUCCAGGAUAUUGCCAGUGAGGUACUGACUGUGGUUGAUGUUGGGUGAACUAAUACGGAGUGUGCCAGGAACUGGUCCUGAAUUAGGCCACCAACUGGGCACUCUGCACAUUGUGCUUUUGAUAUCUGUACCGUUAGGAUACGAUGGUGUGGAAAAUUUUUCUUAAACAUUUGAUUUUCAACGUGCAGAAGAAUUCCGCUUCCUCCAAGGCCCUUCUGCAGUGUGAGGCCUGAAUACAUAAAUGUCAGUGUUUUAAUUUUAAACUCCUUCAGUUCUGGUCAGGCUGGAUAUAGUGAGUCGCCAUUACUGCUGGAUUUUAUCUGUGUAUAACCUGAGGGGCAUCACCUCCUGUCAAAAUUAAACCCAAACUGUUCUUGCACAA